UUCUCUGCAUCGCCACACCAUUACCGCCACCAUGAACGCUAUACUUGUAUUAGCCAUUCUCAGCCUGGCAAUGCCUAUUUAUGGCGAAGAAACACAAGUAGAAAAGAAACAGGAGAAGAGGGGUAUCUUAGGAUUGGGUUACGGAGGAUAUGGAGGAUAUGGUGGAUUAGGAAACUCUCUGAUUGCGGGAUCGGCUUAUGGAGGUUAUGCCCUUUCGAUUUCAGGUCACGGACAAGGUUAUCUCGGUGGUAUUUCUCCGGCGGCAAUUGCCUUCUCAGGUCACGGCAUUUCCGCACCCGCCUACAGCAGCGUGCCCAUAGCAUCUCAUGGAUAUAACGCUCCUCUGGCUUAUCGUAUUGGUUAUUCUGGUGGGUACGGUGGUGCGAAUCUAGGAGGACUCGGACACGGUGCCGCAGGAGCCGCAGGUGCCGCAGGAGCCACAGGUGCCGCAGGAGCCGCAGGAGCCGCAUAUGGCACCGGAUUGGGAUACGGCGCGAGGGGUGGUCUUGGACACGGUGCGGGACUCGGAUAUGGUGCUGGACUUGGAUAUGGCGCGGGAUUGGGACACGGUGCUGGACUCGGUCAUGCUGGUCUAGGUGCCGGUUACGGUACCGGUUACGGUGCCGGUUACGGUCACGGAUGGUGAAGACACGGCGCCUGAUCAAUUAUCUGACACACGUUGUGUCGCGAAACGUCCAUGAAACGUCCUUCAAUUUCUCUUGUCAACUUUAUCCUAAUUGGCCUUACUAUUCUCAAGUUUUAUAUCGUGCGACUUCCAAAUAAAUUUUAUAUUUUUUAGUAA
This is a messenger RNA of Atta colombica, 802 nucleotides long. Its product is annotated as glycine-rich cell wall structural protein 2-like. The transcript is spliced from 3 exons. Bases 32 to 646 code for a protein of 204 amino acids. The record is from RefSeq and is a predicted model, not a curated record. NCBI's taxonomy places the organism in Eukaryota, Metazoa, Arthropoda, Insecta, Hymenoptera, Formicidae.